This is a messenger RNA of Lottia gigantea (owl limpet), 351 nucleotides long. RefSeq lists its product as hypothetical. Gene Ontology annotation, cellular component: synaptic vesicle; synaptic vesicle membrane. The record is from RefSeq and is a predicted model, not a curated record. NCBI's taxonomy places the organism in Eukaryota, Metazoa, Mollusca, Gastropoda, Lottiidae. The transcript has 2 exons. The annotation marks the transcript as partial.
GAUUUUAUAAUCUCAGUGGUUUUGACAAUAUUAUGGUUAAUUUCUGCGUCUGCCUGGGCCCAGGGUGUGACAGACGUAAAGGAAUAUACAGACCCUGUCGACAGCAAUAUGUUUGGGAAUGACAAAAUCAUCGCUGUUUGUGGCCCGGUUGGCGCAUGUGAAAAUGUACAACUCGGCAACUUUGCUGGCCUCAAUGUAUCGUUGAUUUUUGGCUUCCUGAAUUUUGGUGUAUGGGUAGGAAAUCUAUGGUUUCUGUUUAAGGAAACCCCCUGGUUUAAAGGAUCUUCCGAGCAAGCAGAACCUGAAACCCCUUAUGCACCCUCGUCUAUGCCCCCUAAUUCCAAUAUCUAA